UAUUUCUCUUACCACUUUCCUCCUCCCCUCUCACUUUCACACGCUCCCCCAAAAUCCCUAGAAAAAAACCUCUUCCCUCCACCCAUCUUUCUCUCUCCUCAAGCUCCACCACCACCCCCAUUCUCAAAACCCUCCUCCCAAUUCUUCUUCUCCACCCAUUUUUCUCACCAGAUCUCAAAACCCACCAUCUUACAUUCUCAAUCUCUAAAACCCAAAAAGCUUACAGAUAAAACUACUUGUUGCCUGCUGGUUUAGCUUCAGAUGUCUCAUGUGAGAUGAAGAAGACGACCUUUGCACAGCAUUUCUUCUCCAAUCCUUCAUUUAUCAUUCUUUUCUUGGUUUUCAACUUGUUUAAUUGUUGCUACUGUGAGCACAUUAGAUUCGAGGUCUCUAACAAUGGCCGUCUUUCUGAUACUGAAGUCAUGUACAUCAAGCAUAGACAACUCUUAUACUACAGAGACGAGUUCGGUGACAGAGGCGAGAAUGUGACGGUCGACCCAUCUCUCGUUUUCGAAAACCCAAGACUCCGAAAUGCUUACAUUGCUCUACAAGCAUGGAAGCAAGCCAUUCUCUCUGAUCCCCAAAAUAUCACUGGGAAUUGGGUUGGAUCUGAGGUCUGCAACUACACCGGAGUUUUCUGUGCUUCGGCGCUCGAUGACCCUUCAAUCCAAACAGUCGCCGGCAUUGACCUCAAUCAUGGCGAUAUCGCCGGCUACCUCCCGGAAGAGCUUGGACUGCUUACAGAUCUUGCAUUGUUUCACAUCAAUUCAAACAGGUUUUGUGGAACUGUGCCGAAAAAGUUCAAGGACCUCAAGCUCUUAUUCGAGCUGGACCUGAGUAACAACAGGUUUGCCGGAAAAUUCCCUUAUGUUGUUCUUCAAUUACCGACUCUGAAAUUCUUAGAUCUUAGGUUCAAUGAAUUUGAAGGAGGUGUUCCCAGUGAGCUUUUCGAUAAGGAUUUGGAUGCCAUUUUUAUAAACCAUAACAGAUUUUCCUUCGAAUUACCCGAUAAUUUUGGUAAUUCACCGGUGUCUGUAAUUGUUUUAGCCAAUAACAAGUUCCAUGGCUGUGUUCCGGCGAGUCUCGGAAACAUGGCUGAUACCUUGAACGAGAUAAUAUUGAUGAACAAUGGGUUCCGGUCAUGUUUGCCACCGGAAAUUGGGUUGUUGAAGAACUUGACAGUGUUUGAUGUGAGUUUCAAUGAGCUAAUGGGUCCCUUGCCGAAGGCCAUUGGAGGAAUGGUGAGCUUGGAACAGCUCAAUGUGGCUCACAAUAUGCUUUCCGGUGCAAUUCCGGCGAGUAUUUGUAAGCUUCCGAGGCUUGAUAAUUUCACGUUUUCGUAUAAUUUCUUCACCGGAGAGCCGCCGGUGUGCUUGUCCUUGCCGGGCUUUGAUGAUCGGAGGAAUUGUUUGCCGGCCAGGCCGGCACAAAGGUCAGCUGCUCAGUGUAAGGCUUUCCUGUCGAAGAAAGUUGAUUGUGGUGCAUUCAGGUGUAAGCCUUUUGUUCCUACUUUGCCACCACCCCCGCCACCUUCUCCACCGAUUCCAGUGCCUGCGCCACCUGUUGUGGUGCCGUCUCCGCCCCCACCUCCUGUUUUUUCACCACCUCCACCACCACCACCAAUUAUCUCACCACCCCCUCCGCCACUUUCUCCACCGCCCCCAGUGUACUCGCCUCCACCUCCGCCACCUUCUCCACCACCACCUGUUUAUUUACCGCCACCUCCUCCGCCUUCUCCACCUCCACCAUUAUAUUCACCGCCCCCUCCACCAGUUUAUUCACCACCUCCGCCUCCACCCUCGCCUCUCCUUUCAUCUCCACCACCUCCGUCGCCAUCUCCGCCUUGUCUCAGCCCACCACCACCACCUCCUCCAACACAUUCACCACCUCCCCCACCACCCGUUCCCUACUAUAAUUCACCACCACCGCCACCUCCACAUUCACCGCCUCCACCGCCUGUUUAUGUCUAUUCAUCCCCUCCCCCACCUCCUGUUCAUUCUCCACCACCACCAUCACCGCCACCUUGUAUAGAACCGCCACCACCACCCCCUCCUUCCCCACCACCACCAUGUGAAGAAUACUCACCACCACCACCUUCACCAUCCCCACCACCUCCAGUUAUUUACUUGCCACCCCCAUCUCCAUCCCCACCCCCACCACCAAUUCACAAAUCUCCACCACCUCCGGUAUAUGCCUCUCCACCUCCACCACCACCAAUUCACUACCAUUCUCCACCCCCACCAUCUCUGCCACCACCAAUUCACUAUUAUUCUCCGCCGCCACCACCGGUACAGUACCAUUCUCCACCCCCUCCUAUCCCAUGUGAAAAUCCACCACCUUCACCGCCACCACCAAUCUAUGGAAGUCCACCCCCUCCCACUCCGGUCUAUGAAGGACCAUUGCCUCCAAUAUUUGGAGUUUCAUAUGCUUCUCCUCCACCCCCACCCUUUUAUUAAUUCUUUUGAGAAUUUUCCUCUUUACCCAUCCUCGAAACAGAUACAAAACCUACCAAUUCAGCAGCCUUCGUUAUUUCAAUUUCCUGUGUCUUUUUUCUUCUCCGUGGGAUCAUUUUGAAUCUCAUGGGCACCGCAAUCUCUCAUCAUCUGGAUGAGAAUAGAUCAAAGAAGAAAUCCAGAGUGUUUGUGCCGGGAACUUGUAUUUUAUUAUUGAGAAAAUGUUAAUUGUCCAUGUUGAAGAAACAGAGGGGAGAAGAAGUGGCAAGGAAGCGAGAGGAGGAUGUAAGAGGAGAAAGUCUCUUUCCCAAUAUUUAUUUGAAUUGAUAUGGAUAUAAACUUGAGUUGUGGAAAUAAAUUGGCAGAGAAAGAGAAAGUAGGUUGCAGAGAAGUGUAUGUAUAGUCCAUAAUCAGUGCUUUUGGGUUCUGGUUUGUGGGUUUAUUGUUAUUAUCUCUUCUUAUAUCAUACUUUUGUUUCUAAUUUUGCUUUCAAAUUCAUAGUAUAAUCAUGAACAUUUUACUUGUAUUGAUUUUCCAGAAUUCAGACCUCUUUUCACUGUGUG
This is a messenger RNA of Ilex paraguariensis (yerba mate), 3016 nucleotides long. NCBI's taxonomy places the organism in Eukaryota, Viridiplantae, Streptophyta, Magnoliopsida, Aquifoliales, Aquifoliaceae. The record is from the annotation of a GenBank genome assembly.